AUUGUCAGAGUGGCAAAGAUGGCUACGGAACCAAAUAAGACUGAAAUCUUGACCAUUUUCAAGAGAUUAAGAUCCAUCCCUACGAACAAGGUGUGUUUCGACUGCGCUGCCAAGAACCCGAGCUGGGCGAGUAUCCCUUAUGGCGUGUUCCUGUGCAUCGACUGCUCCGGCAUCCACCGCUCCCUGGGCGUUCACCUCAGCUUCAUCAGAUCGACUGAGUUAGACUCCAACUGGAACUGGUUCCAGCUCAGAUGUAUGCAGGUCGGAGGAAACGCCAACGCUACGGCGUUCUUCCGUCAGCACGGCUGCUCUACAAACGACACCAACGCCAAGUACAACAGCCGCGCCGCUCAGAUGUACAGAGAGAAGAUCCGGCAGCAGGCGAACACUGCGCUGUCCAAAUAUGGAACAGAUCUGUGGUUCGACUCCUCUGCAGGAAACGCUCCAGCUGCUCCCGAGAAGAAAGAGACCGACUUCUUUGCAGAACAUACGCAGCCUUCUAAUGACUGGACCAUGGCGCCGGCCUCGGAGUCGGAGCAGAACGGAGCGGCCAUCACCUCUCAGCUGACCGACACGACGACCAAGAUCCAGGACGACAACCAGCCGGAGGACGGACCGAGCAUCGAAGGACUGAGCACAUCACCCAAAGCUUCCAUCGGUUAG
Scomber japonicus (chub mackerel) is the source of this 663-nucleotide messenger RNA. RefSeq names its product ADP-ribosylation factor GTPase-activating protein 2-like. Gene Ontology annotation, biological process: COPI coating of Golgi vesicle. Bases 19 to 663 code for a protein of 214 amino acids. NCBI's taxonomy places the organism in Eukaryota, Metazoa, Chordata, Actinopteri, Scombriformes, Scombridae. The record is from RefSeq and is a predicted model, not a curated record. Gene Ontology annotation, molecular function: GTPase activator activity. The transcript is spliced from 7 exons.